Plasmodium gonderi is the source of this 885-nucleotide messenger RNA. Its product is annotated as variable surface protein. NCBI's taxonomy places the organism in Eukaryota, Apicomplexa, Aconoidasida, Haemosporida, Plasmodiidae. The record is from RefSeq and is a predicted model, not a curated record. Bases 1 to 885 code for a protein of 294 amino acids. The transcript is spliced from 3 exons.
AUGAACAUGACGUAUUUCAAAUUUGAGGAUAUAUUUUCUGGUUGCAUGACGGAUUAUGAAAAACAUGCAAAUAUUAGAGAAAACAUUCAAGAUUCUAAACUUCAAAAUUUCUGUAGUCAUGUUAAAAAUGAAUGGGGGGUCAGUAAAUAUGGGGGAGAAUUUAUAUCAGAUUGUAAAAAACAUAUUCUUUAUUUAGACUAUAUAAAGGAUAAAAAAUCCCCUGAAAAAGAAACGAGCUGUAAAUAUUUCAAUUAUCUGCUAAAAGAUAUACUAAAGUAUUAUGGUUGCUCUGUCAAUAAUUGUAAUGAGGCUUACCAAAAAAUCAUUGAUCACACCAAAGGAAAUGAAUUUAUGAAUGUGUCUGAUGCAUGUAAGAACCAAGUUAAAGAUCUUCAUGACGACCUAUAUUCCAUAUUGAAAAAUUUGAAAGAACUAUAUACAUACUUUAUAUUGAAAGGUAAUAUAUGCACUUCAAAUUCUGCUUGUUUUAAUAAAUACAAGGAAUUAUCAAAAAUGCCUAUGUAUUCACAAAACGACAGUUUUCGUGAAUUGUUAAUUAAUUUUAUGGAGAAAAAUAUAAAAAAUAUGAUGCAAAUAAUAGAAAAAAAAGAAUUACGCACAGUCCCAUAUCAUACAAUUUCGACAAAUACACCCUCCAUUAUUUUAAGUUUAAUUAUCAUAACUAUUACAGUAUUUAUGAUAAUGUUUUUUGUGUAUAAGUAUAUUCAGUAUGGUUCAUUAUUACAAGCAACAACAAGAAUAAGGAGAAUGUGGAGCAAAAAAAAAAAAGGUAAAAUGUACAUAAUGGAUUCAUCAGAAAUCACACAAAAUAAAUUGUUUCAUAAUAAGUACCAAAGAGAAUGUACCUCCAUAGGGUACAUAUAA